AUGAUUACACAAAGGAUAUUUUUUGCUCUAUCAAAACAAUUACAACAUCUUAAACCGUUCGUCCCUACGAGAAACGUUUGGGCAUCAAAACUUCGAGAUUAUCAAAAGGAUGCAAUAAAUGAAUGCGUGAAUGCCAUUAGCAGUGGAACCAUGAGAAUAGGUGUUUCUAUGGCUACUGGUGGUGGUAAAACUGUCAUAUUUAGUAGUCUUAUAGAAAAACUGAAACAGGACAGUGGAAAGGCAGAUUUUAAGACAUUAGUCCUCGUACAUCGUCGAGAGCUGGCGUUUCAGGCAGCUCGUACCAUUAAAGAGAGUUUUCCUGAUAAAAAAAUUCAAUUAGAAAUGGGUAAACAAAAUGUUGAUAUUCAUCAAUCGGACGUUAUAAUCGCAUCUGUGCAAUCAUUGAUCAGAAGACUGGAUAAAUAUGGAAAAGAUGAUAUUGAUUUGAUAAUUAUAGAUGAGGCACAUCAUGCAGUCGCUAAUUCUUAUACAAGGAUCUUAGAACAUUUUGAUGCUGCUGAUAAAAAAUCCCAAAUUCCAGUCGUAGGAUUCAGUGCAACAUUUGAAAGAGCAGAUAAUAAAGCGUUAUCAGAUGUGAUAGAUAAAAUUGUCUACCACAGAGGGAUGUUAGAUAUGAUUAGUGAUAAUUGGUUGUGUGAAGGUAAAUUCACCACUGUAAAGAUUGAUACAGACCUUUCAAAAGUAGAAAAAUCAUCAAGUACAAAAGAUUUUAAGUUAAAUAGUCUGUCUCGUGUAAUGAACGUUCCAGAAGUCAAUGAGAUGAUAUUACUUACAUAUCUACAAAAGAAAAAAGAAAAUAAUCUCAAAUCUACUUUAUUAUUUGGGGUCGAUAUAGCUCACGUAACAAAUCUUCAUGAAUUGUUUACUUCCCACGGUAUAGGUUCAAGAUACGUUACCUCAAAUACAAAAGAUGAACAGAGAGACGCUAUUAUUAAAGAGUUCAAGGAAGGGAAAAUUGAGAUAUUAAUGAAUUGUGGUAUUUUUACUGAAGGUACCGAUAUGCCCAAUAUUGAUUGUAUCUUACUGUGUAGACCAACACGUUCAAGAUCGUUGCUCGUCCAGAUGAUCGGUCGUGGCCUUCGUUUGUAUCAUAGUAAAGCCUACUGUCAUAUUAUUGAUUUUGUCGAUUCCUCUGAUGUUGGGAUUAUAUCAGUCCCUUCCUUGGUAGGGAUAUCAAGAAGUGAGGGUACAUUAGAUUCGCGCACUUUAGAAGAGUUGGAAAAGAUAAAAGAAGAACAGAUUGAGGCCAAACGGUUGGCUAUGGAGAGGGCUGCUGAAAAGGCUCUUGAAGAUCAAAACAUCUUUAACGAAAAUAAUGCGAAAUUUAAAGAAUUUGUUGCCAAUACUGAUGCAAUGGAUCUUACUAUGACUACAUAUGAAUCUCUAAGUCAAUUUUUCGAGCAAACAAACAAUACAGAUGUGAAAGCAUUAGAAAAUAUGUCAUUUUAUGGGAAAGAACAGGAACUGCUUGGUAGAUCUAAGUAUCCGUGGGUAAAAUAUAAUAAGGAUGCAUGGGCUCUGUCAUUACAGAAGGGGCACCACCUGCGUAUUUAUAUGAAACGGGUCUCAGAAAAUGGUAAGAAAGUGGCACGUUAUACGUUGAAACUAUACCGAGAAAUUCCAAAAUUUUUGAGAAACGAUAUUUCAUUUAGAUAUUCUGCUAAAGAAAUUUUGACUAGUGAUGAUCUCUUGGACAUUGUAGCCAAAUCUGAAGAAAUCCUGGUCAAUCUUUAUAAGGACUCUUCUUACAAGUCAGGUUCGCCAAUUAUGAUACCCAUUUCAAAAUACUCGAAAUGGAGGAGAGAGAAGGCUUCUGAAAAACAAAUAAAAUUUGUGUCAAGGUUAUUGAAAGCUGAAUUGGCCAAAUGUGAAGCCGAAUUUAAACGGAUUGAUUCGAAUGAGAUCACCACUUAUGCCACAGACAUGAAUAAAGGGACAGCAUCUGAUAUUCUGUUUAUGACAAGUCUAGCACCAACAUAUUCAGUACGACAACUCCUGAAAGCUCUGGAUUUCAAGAUUAUAAAUGGUUAUACCUAA
This is a messenger RNA of Maudiozyma barnettii, 2058 nucleotides long. RefSeq names its product double-stranded DNA-dependent ATPase (gene IRC3). Gene Ontology annotation, molecular function: DNA binding; ATP binding; hydrolase activity. NCBI's taxonomy places the organism in Eukaryota, Fungi, Ascomycota, Saccharomycetes, Saccharomycetales, Saccharomycetaceae. The transcript has a single exon. The coding region runs from base 1 to 2058 and encodes 685 amino acids. The record is from RefSeq and is a predicted model, not a curated record.